UUUAAUUGUGGUUUUCUGAGGAAGCCUGUGGGAAAGCUACUGGCAAUCCGAACCAACCUUCACCUGCAACAUCUUGCGGGAGGAAAUGUAGAAGCUAAUAAACUGAACUUCAGGAGUAACGAGGAGGACAUAAUCCUCUUUCUGCAUCAGUUUGUUUCCCUUCAACUAAUAUAUUCUUCUUUGCCUUCUUAGGAAAAUAGAAAAAAAGGUAAAAAAGGGAGGCUAGCAAAACACGGCUGCACCGAUGCGACUGUAGCCAAACCUUCCCCCAGCAAUCACACCGCUGCUGUCGCUCGUCUCAUACCGAAGCCGCCGAACACACAGCCUAACCACUCUCUGACGCCCCCGCUCCUGUCCAUGGCAUUCUCUUCUUCGAUCUCUCCUCUGUACUACGUCCCGUCCAAGGCAUUGUCGCAUGAUGCGAAGUCUCAUCCCGAGAAGAUCUGUCUCUCUGGACGCCCUGCCUGCUCUCGUCUGCGAACAGGAUAUGCUUUUCAACUGGGAAAAAAGGAGUUGUCAAAUUGUCGCAUAUUUGCAUCUGUUAGAGAUGCUUCAUUGGUAAAGUCAAUAGAAAAAGUUCAGCUGCCUAAAGGCGACACCUGGUCUAUUCACAAGUUCGGUGGAACAUGUGUAGGAACCUCUGAAAGAAUCCAGAAUGUUGCAGACAUAGUUAUCAAUGAUAACUCAGAAAGGAAAUUGGUUGUUGUAUCUGCAAUGUCAAAGGUGACAGAUAUGAUGUAUAAUCUAAUCCACAAGGCUGAGUCCCGGGAUGAAUCCUAUAUAGCUGCAUUGGAUGCAGUUUUAGAGAAGCACAGAUUAACAGCACUUGAUCUACUUGAAGGGGAUGAUCUUGGUAGCUUCUUAUCUCAGUUACAUCAUGACAUCAAUAAUCUUAAAGCAAUGCUUCGUGCAAUAUACAUAGCUGGUCAUGCAACCGAAUCCUUUUCCGACUUCGUCGUAGGACAUGGAGAGUUAUGGUCUGCUCAAAUGUUGUCAGCACGUGUCAAAAAGAAUGGGUUGGAUUGCAUUUGGAUGGACACGAGGGAUGUCCUUGUUGUAAAUCCUACUGGUUCUAAUCAAGUUGAUCCGGAUUAUGUGGAAUCUGAAAGAAGGCUUGAGAAAUGGUUCUCUCAAAAUCCAUCUAAGAUAAUUAUUGCGACUGGAUUUAUUGCUAGCACACCUGAAAACAUUCCUACAACUCUGAAGAGAGAUGGAAGUGACUUCUCAGCAGCUAUAAUGGGUGCACUAUUCAGGGCUCGUCAAGUCACUAUUUGGACAGAUGUUGAUGGUGUGUAUAGUGCAGAUCCCAGAAAAGUUAGUGAGGCUGUGAUAUUGAGGACACUAUCUUAUCAAGAAGCCUGGGAAAUGUCAUAUUUUGGGGCAAAUGUUUUACAUCCCCGCACCAUUAUUCCUGUGAUGCGAUAUGAUAUUCCGAUUGUUAUAAGAAAUAUUUUCAACCUUGCUGCUCCCGGAACAAUGAUCUGUCGGCCAUCAAUCAACGAGAAUAAAGACGGCCAGAUUUUGGACUCUCCUGUCAAGGGUUUUGCAACAAUAGACAAUCUAGCCCUUGUAAAUGUUGAGGGAACUGGGAUGGCUGGUGUUCCUGGUACUGCUAGUGCCAUUUUUGGUGCUGUCAAAGAUGUUGGAGCUAAUGUUAUUAUGAUAUCCCAGGCCAGUAGUGAGCAUUCUGUGUGCUUUGCUGUGCCUGAGAAGGAAGUAAAAGCUGUUGCUGAGGCCUUAGAGUCCAGAUUUCGUCAUGCUCUGGAUGCUGGGCGACUUUCACAGGUUGCAAUUAUCCCGAGCUGUAGCAUUUUGGCAGCAGUUGGCCAGAAAAUGGCAAGUACGCCUGGAGUUAGUGCUACACUUUUCAAUGCUCUGGCAAAGGCUAAUAUUAAUAUCCGCGCCAUAGCUCAAGGUUGCUCCGAGUACAACAUUACAGUAGUAGUUAAGAGGGAAGACUGUAUUAGGGCCUUAAGAGCUGUCCACUCAAGGUUUUAUCUCUCAAGGACCACAAUAGCCAUGGGCAUUAUUGGACCUGGUUUGAUUGGUGGCACAUUGCUUGAUCAGCUCAAGGAUCAGGCAGCGGUACUUAAGGAAGAAUUUAACAUUGAUUUGCGUGUUAUGGGAAUUACUGGGUCAAGUACAAUGCUUUUAAGUGACACAGGCAUAGACUUGUCUCAAUGGAGGGAAACUCAAAAGGAGAAGGGAGAAGUGGCUGCCUUAGAGAAAUUUGUUCAACACGUGCAUGGGAACCAUUUUAUCCCUAGUACUGUAAUGGUAGAUUGUACUGCAGACUCUAAUAUUGCAAGCCAUUACUAUGAUUGGUUGCGAAAAGGUAUUCAUGUAAUUACCCCAAACAAAAAGGCAAAUUCAGGGCCUCUUGAUCAGUAUUUGAGGUUGAGAACUCUUCAGCGGCAAUCGUACACACACUACUUCUAUGAAGCAACUGUUGGAGCUGGUCUCCCAAUUAUUAGCACUUUACGUGGUCUUCUUGAAACUGGGGAUAAAAUAUUGCGCAUUGAAGGAAUUUUCAGUGGAACGCUGAGCUACAUUUUUAACAACUUCACUCGUGCAUGUACUUUUAGCGAGGUGGUGGCAGAAGCAAAACAGGCAGGCUACACCGAACCAGAUCCAAGGGAUGAUUUAUCUGGAACAGAUGUUGCAAGAAAAGUCAUAAUUCUUGCUCGGGAAUCUGGUCUGAAGUUAGAACUUUCAGAUAUACCUGUUCAAAGCCUUGUUCCUGAACCAUUAAGAGCAUGUGCUUCCGUGGAGGAAUUUAUGAAGCGACUACCACAAUUUGACCCAGAGUUGGCUAGGAGACAGCAGGAUGCUGAUGCUGCAGGGGAAGUCCUGAGAUAUGUGGGGGUGGUGGAUGCCGUUAAUCAGAAGGGACUUGUGGAGUUGCAGAAGUAUAAGAAAGAUCAUCCAUUUGCACAGCUCUCAGGGUCUGAUAACAUCAUUGCUUUCACAACUGCAAGGUACAAGCAGCAGCCUCUGAUAGUUCGUGGACCAGGCGCUGGGGCUCAAGUUACAGCUGGUGGCAUUUUUAGCGACAUAUUGCGGCUAGCCUCUUACCUCGGUGCCCCAUCAUAAGGCCAUCUAUUUUUCUUUGCUUUUAUAUAUGUUCUAGUUGCAAACCUCACAUGGUCUGGCCCUGUUGUAGUGCCACAGCCGUCAUGUAUUUUAGUUUCUUUAUUUGUGCAUGUGUAUCGCCCCUGUUUAGUUUUCUGGGAACCACAUUUUUACCUUCACCUAUGCAUGCACUUGCACACACCCGCAUAUAUAUUGUCACAUUUAUGAACAUUUUUAGAACUCAUCCCAACUCAAAAUUUUGAAUAUUACCAGUUUUAAGGUGAUCUAAAUAACCUCUGAAUAGAAAAUUAUGUUUGAGCU
Malania oleifera is the source of this 3393-nucleotide messenger RNA. RefSeq names its product bifunctional aspartokinase/homoserine dehydrogenase 1, chloroplastic-like. The transcript has 18 exons. NCBI's taxonomy places the organism in Eukaryota, Viridiplantae, Streptophyta, Magnoliopsida, Santalales, Ximeniaceae. The record is from RefSeq and is a predicted model, not a curated record. Bases 358 to 3093 code for a protein of 911 amino acids. Gene Ontology annotation, biological process: L-homoserine biosynthetic process; aspartate family amino acid biosynthetic process. Gene Ontology annotation, molecular function: aspartate kinase activity; NADP binding; homoserine dehydrogenase activity.